Messenger RNA from Cyclocybe aegerita, 1242 nucleotides. Lineage: Eukaryota; Fungi; Basidiomycota; Agaricomycetes; Agaricales; Hemipholiotaceae. The record is from the annotation of a GenBank genome assembly.
AUGGUAAGAGCAAACCCCACACCCGCCACUGUGAGUGUCUGGAAGCCGGCGGCGGCGUCUCCAGCUCCAGCCGACAGCGACGAGCCUCAAUCGCCUCGAAUAGCCGGCCAGCCAGACGACAGGAGGGAUGCGAGCCUCAAGAAGAGGUCGCGCAAGAAAACCCUUGCUGCUGGAUCGUGGCCAUGCAAAAUCAAUGGAUGCAACAAGCAGUUCGCGCGGGAAGCGGAUCUGAAGAGGCACCAAAGGACGACCAAGUUGCAUUCAAUGCCAAGCUUUGCAUGUCCGCAAUGCGAUAACACGUUCACGAGGACGGAUGCUCUGCGGAGACACCAGAAAUCGCGGCAUGAUGGAGUCAUCAUCGAACCGGUGGAACAGACAGGCGACGAGAACGCCGACACCCGAAGUCGGAGCGGAACACCAUCGUCGAAGGGCAAGGAGAGGGCAACGAACAUCCCUGUACAAACACACCAGGGAACGCCAAUCCCUACCGGUCCUUCGAGCUACUACCGUUCACAUACUGCUACCAUCAGUCCUUUCAUCCCCGUUCACCUGCAAGCUACACAAACAACCCUACCAGUCUCGUCGACACGAACUGGACCUCCCUGGCCGACCUAUCCCACGAACUGGACGAACGGCUCCCUACCUCCGAACAUGGGUCCGAUAAGCUAUAUACCUCAAUCGACGUACUACCCCUCUCCGCACUAUCGACCACACACUAGUUCAUAUCCUACCACCAACCCACCGUCUAAGCCCCUUCAACCGCUCCAGACGCAAGGGAACGGAUCGCUGUCUGUACCGAACGCGUCUUCCCAAGUAACCCCGGCUUCCCGAAACCCACCGCAACCACCAGAAUCAUCGAGCAGACCUCCUUCAGCACCCUCCAUGAUACCAGGCAUUGAUCCCGAGAUAACCGCGGAGGACAUCGUUAACGCGGUCGAGGCCGUGCUGCGGCAGGCAGAUUUGGAGGCUGCGAAGAAGAAGGAACGUGAAGAGCAGGAGAAACUAGAACGCGAACGGCAGACGCAGAAUACGGAUCCCUCAAUGGACGGGGUCAUUGGGGAUGACCUAGACAGCCAUAGGAGUUUCGGCCUAGAGGACGGACUCGAUGGGAUGCCUGGCUACGGGUCGUCAUUUGAGAGGCCUGAGCCUAUGGAACACAUGCUUACGGAGGAUGGAGAGCCUAUGUUAAACCCAGCUGAGCUGCUUACACAGGAAUCUCUCGCGUCGCCACCUCCGUCAUGA